CUUUGCGUCUACAGCGCUUGAGCUUCAAAGAGACGAAAAAUUCCUCCUGUGUCCAACAUAUGAUAUUAGAAGGGGAGGAUUCGCAAAUAGCAAUCUCAAUACAAAAGUCACGUCAAGAUCUGACAGUCGCUCAAUUCACGGGAACUGAAUAUCAUCAGCCUUUGAAUCUAGAAGGAGAAAUGUUGGUCUGUUCUGUCAGCUUCAAAAAGUUUUAAACAUCAGUGUGACUGGAAAAGCAUCAAGACACAUACACCUAAGUGUAAAAUUUCCAAUGUACAACUGUGGAAUAACCUGAAGAAACACAAGGACACCUGCACCAUGGAGAAACCGUGGAAAUGUGGGGAUUGUGGGAAAGGAUUCCGUUCCCCGUCUGUGCUGGAAAUUCAUCGACGCAGUCACACUGGGGAGAGGCCGUUCACCUGCUCCGAGUGUGGGAAGGGUUUCACACGAUUAUCCAUACUGCUGACACACCAACGAGUUCACACUGGGGAGAGGCCAUUCACCUGUGCUGAGUGCGGGAAGGGAUUCACUCAGUCAUCCCACCUGCUGAUACACCAGCGAGUUCACACCGGGGAGAGGCCGUUCACCUGCUCCUUGUGUGAGAAGGGUUUCAGUGAUUCAUCUACCCUGCAGACACACCAGCGAGUUCACACUGGGGAGAGACCAUUCACUUGCUCCAUGUGUGGGAAAGGAUUUGCUCAGUCAUCCAACCUGUAUUCACAUCAGCGAGUUCACACUGCGGAGAGGCCAUUCACCUGCUCUGUGUGUGGGAAGAGGUUCCCUCACUCAUCCAACCUGCUGAGACACCAGCAGGUUCACAGUGGGGAGGGGGCUUUCACCUGCUCUCAGUGUGGGAAGGGAUUCAGUGAUUCAUCCAACCUAUUUUCACACCAGCGGGUUCACACUGGGGAGAGGCCGUUCAUGUGCUUUGUGUGUGGGAAGGGAUUUACUCAGUCAUCCAGCCUGCAGACACACCAGCGAAUUCACACUGGGGAGAGACCGUUCACCUGCUCUGUAUGCGGGAGGGGAUUCAGUGAUUCAUCCAACCUGUUUUCACACCAGCGAGUUCACACUGGGGAGAGGCCAUUCCCCUGCUCUCAGUGCGGGAAGGGAUUCACUCGGUUAUCCAACCUGGUGACACACCAGAGAGUUCACAGUGGGGAGAAGCCAUUCAUCUGCUCCGAGUGUGGGAAGGGAUUCACACAGUCACAACACCUGCUGAGACACCAGCGAGCUCACCAGUGCUUACAGAGGUUGGAUUCUACUGCUAUUGCUGCUGUUAAUCAUGUCCAGGACUGAACCAUGUUCAUUAUGAAAGUUGGGAGGGUCAGAGGGUUUUUUUAUACUGGACUGGUCAGUCUCAUCACUUUGCUUCCAGUGGACUGAUGCUCUUUGAAUGUGGAAGAGCACAUUUCCACUGAAAUGAUCCAUAAAAGCUGAUGAAGUACGUUUAUUUAUCCUGGAUAGUAAAUAGUGUUGUUCCUACCACUACAGGUAGAUCUAAAAUAAAUACGUUUGUUUUUUCCCAUUGAGUCUAUAGCACAGGGCUAGACCAGUCGGCUCCAUUGGUCUCUGUCAGUAUUUGUGUUCCACAUGAGCCUCCACCCCUCUUCAUCUCCCCCAUCAGCAUAUCAUUCUAUUCCUUUCUCCCUCUUGUUUGUAUCUAGCUUCCCCUUAAAUGUAUUCAUGCUAUUCACCUCAACCACUCACUGUGAUAGUGAGUUCCACAUUCUCACCACUCACUGGAUAAAGAGGUUUCUCAUGAAAUCCCUAUUGGAUUAUUGAACUUCUUCAUAAUCUUAAAGACUCCCAUCAGGUUACCCUUCAGUCUUAUCUAGAGAAAAGCAGCCUCAGACUUUCCCGAGGGUUGAAAUGCUCUCAGUUCUGGUAUUAUUCUUGUGACUAUUUGUUGCCCCUUCUCCAGUGCCUCUAUUUCCCUUUUCUAAAUGGACAUCAAAAAUGUUAACAGUCCUCCCAGUAAUCAUGGUUCGAAACAAGUUGAACAUAACUUUUCAAUUCUGUCCCUCUAGAAAAGAACCCUACAUCUGAGCCCUGCACUUUAGACAAGAUGUGAUAUGAUGUGAGAGGACGCAGAGGAGAAUCGUGAGAAUGCACCAGAGAUUAAGGUCUUCAGUUAGUUGGAGAGAUGGGAGUAGCUGAAAUUUCUGUCUUAAGAUCAUAGAGUCAUUAGGGCAGAGAAGGAGGCCAUGCAGCCCAUUGAGUUCAUGUCGACUCUCGGCAGAGCAAACUAGUCAGUCCCAUUGCCCUGUUCUAUUCUUGUUAUCCUGAAUGUUUAUUUCCCUCAAGUGUCCAUCCAAUUUCCUUUUGAAAUUAUUCAUUGUCUCCUUUUCCAUUGCCCUUAUAAGCAGUGAGUUCCAAGUCAUUCCCAUUCACUGUGUAAAAUAUUCUUCCUCACAUCCCCCUGCAUUCAUGUCCCCCAAUCCUUGUAUCAUCAGUUAAUGGGAACAGCUUUUCUUUGUCCACCUUAAGUAAACUUGUCAUAAUCUUGUACACCUCUAUCAAAUCUCCCCUGAACCUCCUUUACACCAAGGAGAACAAUCCCAGUUUGUCAUCUAAAAUAAAGAACAAACAGAAUGUUAAUGCCUGGAAUCAAAUGGGAAAUUAAAGGUAUUAUGAAAGUAUUGUACCGGACAGUAAAGGAAUUGGAAUUACUCACCUUGGGUGUAGUUCAAUGCAAUAUAUCAAUCCGGUAUCCACGUACAUUCUAGUGAAAGUCAAGGAAGUGUCGAUGAGAUGAACAAGUUGAUAGCUUUAUCUUGGAAAUAUUUGUAUCCUUUGCUUAUGUUCUUUUUUAGAAGAAAACCACAUUUGAUAGUCUGGCUAAUCCCUAAACUAUCAGCACCAUAUCAGGGGAGAUAAGCAAAGAUCUCGAGAUUAACACCCACUUUCAUCUUUUAAUAAGAACACCUGAAAGUUCAGAAUAUGCGGCAUGAUAUUGGAAUACCGAUUUGUGUGUACAGAUGUAAUUUGUUACAUGUGAAGCAAUUAACGUAAAUUCAUGGUGAAAGGCACUGAAGAAUGGGUUCCAAACAUGGAGAGCUACUUGACAAACACCAUGACAUGAAAUGGUUAAUGUGGCCGGGGAAAUGAGACAACAUUUUGACAUCAUUAAGGCACUGACUCAUAUUCCAUGGAGAAACUGACUUUAAAACAAUCAGGAUAGAAUUAAACACACUGGUCACACUCAAAAGAUUAAUUAAAUUAAUGUUAAAGGGAUAAAAAUUUUAGAUUGGGAAAAUCAAGGGUUUGGGAGAAAUAAUACUCAGUAAGAACUGUUCACAAGUUGGAUAGGGGUAAAGCGAGAGCUGGAGAAUCUUUGACAUCCAUGCUUAAUAAGUUGCUUCUUGAUGCUUUUUGAUAUUCCUUAUGUACUAGUACCAUAGAUCUCAUGGAGCUCCUUCAUGAGAAGAAAAGAUCGAGUAGAUGUUACUCCAGAUGGGGCCAGAACAGAACUGGAAAAUAACAGAGUGAAAUUGAAUGAGCGAGUCAGAGAGAGAGUACUGCUCCCCCUCAAGGUGUGGACUGUAAGAAUCCUGGGGGAUCCCCGCUUGGGGUUUUCUUACUAAUUAGCGAAUAAUAAAUUAAAUUAUAUAACUGGCUGUGCAUUUACUUUUGAUUUUAUUCUUACGCUUCU
Molecule: messenger RNA, 3655 nt
Organism: Carcharodon carcharias (great white shark)
Lineage: Eukaryota; Metazoa; Chordata; Chondrichthyes; Lamniformes; Lamnidae
Product: zinc finger protein 239-like
Exons: 2
Coding region: 319-1299 (326 amino acids)
Source: RefSeq, a predicted model, not a curated record